CGACUUCAGACCUCCGCCAACUGACCUCAGCCUGUUACCAAAGUUCAGGUGCCUUUUAGCGACUCCACAGCAUGCUGCCUGGGAGAGCGGCUGAUGUCCAGCACUGCGUCCUGACGAGCCGCUGGCUGCCUGCAGCUCUGGCGCUGCUCCUCCUCCUCUCCUCCAGCUUCAGCAGUGCUCACAGCACCACGGUGGAGCACGACUUACACAUUGUUCACAAUGUCGACAACAGAAGUCCAGAGAUAGACCCGUUCUGGUACGUGGGGCGUGGGGUGAGACCCAUCGGACGCUUUGGGAAGAGGCACAGCAGCGUGGAGGCUCUGGGCAGCGGCGGGAUGCAGCCUACCCUCAGGACGUUAGAGCUGCUGCUCAACAGCCUCAGAAACAAGGAGAACCUUGGGAAGGUGCUGGAUGGGGAAGACAGGGAUUGGUUACCGUGACAGCGAGUCCUCCUCCCUUCAUCUACAAACUCAGAGUGUCUUCAUUUUUUAUCUUGAUUGAGGUUACAUACUCUUUUGCUCUAGCUCUUAACUGUAUUUCUCUCUGGUGUCUGUUAUGAGGCCUUGGUUGAUAGGAUCCUUGAUAUCUGUAAAUAAAAAUGCAUUCUAUAUUGAUUAAUAAACCAGGAUGUUGUGAUUAUA
This is a messenger RNA of Epinephelus lanceolatus (giant grouper), 641 nucleotides long. It is a transcript of the gene prlh2, whose product is annotated as prolactin releasing hormone 2. The record is from RefSeq and is a predicted model, not a curated record. Lineage: Eukaryota; Metazoa; Chordata; Actinopteri; Perciformes; Serranidae. Gene Ontology annotation, molecular function: hormone activity.